Eruca vesicaria subsp. sativa (arugula) is the source of this 426-nucleotide messenger RNA. Lineage: Eukaryota; Viridiplantae; Streptophyta; Magnoliopsida; Brassicales; Brassicaceae. The record is from the annotation of a GenBank genome assembly.
AUGGUAGGAAUGAUAAGAUUGAUGAAGCCAAGGAUAAUGGUCAGCAGAGAUAGGGUAAUAAGCGACUUAAUACUUGAUCUGGAAGCCAUUACGCCUCGACUUGCAGAGGUUUCAAGUACGGAGAUAUCAUCUAGACAGGAGAAGUCCGAAGAAAGAAGGAUCAUAGUGGCAGAGAAAUCACAGGAGAUUCGAUUGAUUGAGCCAACAACGGAGGCUUUUCAUGCUAUUGAGUCUGAUAAUUGGGAAAAUAGGACGGGUGGAGUUGAAGUGCGAAGACAAGAGGAAAAACCCAGAGAAAUAAAGGGGAUUCAAAAAUCACCAUCUAGGUACAGUCCCCUCCAAGACAUAAUGGAGGAGGAAGAUGAGGACUGUGAAGAGAAGGUACAAGAGGUUGAGGAAGGUGCGAGCAAAACCUGUCCGCGAUAG